This is a messenger RNA of Misgurnus anguillicaudatus (oriental weatherfish), 4146 nucleotides long. The record is from RefSeq and is a predicted model, not a curated record. Lineage: Eukaryota; Metazoa; Chordata; Actinopteri; Cypriniformes; Cobitidae.
GCCCGGAUGUUUCCGCCCCGACCGGAAAAACAGAAACACCGGACAUCCGGUGGCUCCGCGAAGGCUGUAAUCAGCCGAUUGGGCACAGCUGUGCCUAGUUGAAGAGAUCGCCGAGUAAUUGGAUAACUGGAGUACAAAGAGGAGUAUAAAAAGCGCAGUUAGAUGACAGUUGUGGUCGUUGUUAGUGUGUGCUGAGGAACGGAGCUGUGCUCAUUGUCAGACGUGGUGGCUGUCUGUAUUUCUCUCUCUCUCCCUCUCUCACUGUAGUUGACGGUGGACCUGCUGGAGUAAACGGAAAAUCCGAUGAGUAGAAAGGAACUUUGGUUUAACCAGUACUUUUGAAGGAGUACAGCAGGAAGAAAACUGACCUUGUUGUACAACGUAAACAAAGGCUAUCCGCUGUGAGUAUACUUGUUUGGGGUGGAGUAAACUGCAGAGAUUAACCUGUGUGAUCGUUGGAGUCCUCGAGGAGGAAACGGGCGGCCCUGCCCCUAUAAUAGCGUGGUGGGCGAGCCGCUGGAAGCAUAGAUCCAAAACAGCCACAGCAACGAGACUUUAUUUCGGUCGUGUUUGCCAUCGCCCCUAUUUAGCCCAAGCGCAGUGGAGGACACCGGGCGCUUUUCCUUGUGGUGUUGCACUUAUAGCGUGAGUCAGAGGCGAAAGAGUCCGCCGCCCCCGCGGUCCCUACAAAGGGGCGCCCCUGUCCAGGAUUCGAUCGGCCUACGGGCAGUGGAGAUAGGGCAGCGCUCGACCCGGUGAGGUGGUGUGUGACCUUCGCCCCUCUGCUGACCUACGGAGAAGAAAAAGCCAUACCUAUCCAGAAAGCUGUAUGUAGCAGAGCCGGUGAGAAAUACUUGAAGUCUCAGUAACAGUGUCUUUGUGUCCUAGCGGCCACCUGUGGAGAGAGAGAAGAACGAGAGUGAAUAAUUGAAGAACAGACUGCGAACGUGAUACCUACCCAGAAAGCUGUAUGCAGCGGAGCCGGUGAGAAAUACUCGAAGUCUCAGUAACAGUGUCUUUGUGUCCUAGCGGCCACCUGUGGAGAGAGAGAAGAACGAGAGUGAAUAAGUGAAGAACAGACUGUGAAUGUGAUACCUACCCAGAAAGCUGUAUGCAGCAGAGCCGGUGAGAAAUACUCGAAGUCUCAGUAACAGUGUCUUUGUGUCCUAGCGGCCACCUGUGGAGAGAGAGAAGAACGGGAGUGAAUAAGUGAAGAACAGACUGUGAACGUGAUACCUACCCAGAAAGCUGUAUGCAGCAGAGCCGGUGAGAAGUACUCGAAGUCUCAGUAACAGUGUCUUUGUGUCCUAGCGGCCACCUGUGGAGAGAGAGAAGAACGAGAGUGAAUAAGUGAAGAACAGACUGUGAACGUGAUACCUACCCAGAAAGCUGUAUGCAGCAGAGUCGGUGAGAAAUACUCGAAGUCUCAGUAACAGUGUCUUUGUGUCCUAGCGGCCACCUGUGGAGAGAGAGAAGAACGAGAGUGAAUAAUUGAAGAACAGACUGUGAACGUGAUACCUACCCAGAAAGCUGUAUGCAGCAGAGCCGGUGAGAAAUACUCGAAGUCUCAGUAACAGUGUCUUUGUGUCCUAGUGGCCGCCUGAGGAGAGAAAGGAGGACGAGAGUGAACAAUCGGAGGACAGACGGUGUAACGCGCUACCUACCCCGAGAGCUGUAAGCGGCAGAACCGGUGAGAAGCAUACCAAAUCCACACUAACCGUGUUUCUGUGUCGCAGUGAACACCUGCGGGGGACGUGAAGGCACGUGGGGCGAGGACCCCCUGCCGGACCGAGGAAAGGCUCACGGACAGUGGAAAAUCUCCUACCAGUCACACCUAAAUUGUUCUGCCUCCGGGAAAGAAGAAGGAGGGCGCCACGGUUAACAGGGUCCAGGCCGGAGCCUGACGAUUCCCUCUUUCUCCCGGCUCUGGUGGUUGACAUCCCUGUUGCCCUUGCCCCUGUCUGCCCGUGGCUGCAGUCUCCCUGGAGGGAGGAGAAGAAGCCUAUUAGUUUUAAAUCCCCCUUUCCCCAAUUCCCCAGUUCUUUUAAAUAUUUAAAUUAAAUAAAGCUUGUUUUAAAUUUUACUCACCUGUUUCCGUGUUUGUCUGGUCAUUGGGUUGGCUUUGGGGACCUCCUCGAGGUGGGAGUUGAAAAGGGGCGUGGCUUUAGUCAAGCACAGCCAGCCCCUAGUGGUGACAGAUUUUGGCGUAGUCGGCAGGAUCCCACCUCGAGUUGAGUAACCAAGGUCACCCAAUGACUGACAACGCGGGGCCUGCAGCCCCACCCCGUGCCACGUCCGUUAUCAUGGGCAGCCCAUGGGUCCAGAAGUAUGGAGGAGCAGAGUCGGAGGUACGCCUGACCGAAUGGAGGGCCCAACUGGAGUACUUGGCCGACUUACAGGGCCUUAGCGCCGCCCAGCGGCUCCAGUUUGUGUUGAACUCCCUAGAGGGAGAAGCACGGCGAGAGGUACAAGCCGCCCCCGAAGCAAUUAGAGCCACCGCCCAGACUGUGUUCCAGUUUCUUGCCGAACAAUAUGGUGACCAUACCCCCGUAGCUGUCCUCCGCUCACAGUUUUUUAAUUGUAAGCAAGGCCCCCGACAACCUAUCAGAGCUUUUGCCCUCAGGCUGCGAGAGCAGUUCACUCGCCUGCAAGCCCGACGAGACCAUGGGCUAGGAGACGGAGAGGCUUUGUUACGCGACCAGUUCCUCCUGGGGAUGAAAGAGGGCCCCGUGAGACAAAGUCUGAGGGUCCAGUUUCGGAGGGACCCCGGGCUUACCUUCGAAGAUCUAAAGAAGGAGGCGCUGGCCCUGGAGGGUGAUGAGGUCGAAGUAAGUGAAACCCUGGUAUGUGCAGCUGUAAGUGGAAACACAGCAGCGCCACCUGAACACGCAGAUUGGAAGCAAGCCCUGAGGGUAGAGUUGUUGAAAGAUGUCCGAGAGCAGAUGUCGGAACUAUCUAAGACCCUCUUGGGAGAACUUCGCCAAAGUAGGGCGCGAGAGGAACCGAGGCCGGCACCCCGAGAGCGAGUCUACUCGGAGAGGAGCCGAGAGCCACCGGGACGCCCGAAUCGUUUGAACCGGCCCCGCUUCGAGUGGGACGACCAAGGGCGGCCAAUCUGCAAUCGUUGUGGAGAACCAGGGCAUUAUAGCCGCCAGUGUGGGCCUCGCAGGGCAUCGGAGGGGGGUUUUUAAGACGACCGGCCACAGUGGGUCGUGUGGCCGGGGCCCCUCGAGAAGACCCUGGAAGACGUGAUAAUUCUAGAGACCAGAUGGUUGGGAACAGCCCAAUGGCGGAGGUGAAGGUAUGUGGCAAGACAAUACAGUGCCUAGUAGAUACGGGCUCUCAAGUGACAUUGUUUGCGGAAAGUCUCUCACAGGAAGUAUUCGGGAAGCAGAAGACCCAAGGAGGGGAGGCCCCCUGGCUGACGUUGCGGGGCGCAAACGGCCUAGAGAUCCCUUACAUUGGCUACCGGCUGACGGACUUAGAAGUUCACGGGGUGUUGGUUCCCCAAAAAGGAGUGAUUAUCGUGGAAGACAGGUGUUUGGGUGUCCAUCGAGCCCUAUUAGGUAUGAACGUCCUCUCCGAGUGUUGGGAGGAGUUAUUUCGGGCUAAGCCCGGCCCUAGGAUCUCCCCUGUCGAGAGGCCCCUAUGGGAGCAAGUAGUAGCCGACUGUCGUCGGGUCCAGAUGACCCAGGUCCGCAGGGACCGGGAAGAGGUAGGAAGAGUGAUGUGUCGCUUUGCUCUGUCCAUUCCCCCUAGGAGUGAGGCCAUGGUGUGGGUGAGAGUAGCCCCCCGAGGAGUUGGCCCCGAAGAAUGGGUAUUGGUUGAACCCCACGCCGAUUGCCCCCAAGUGGAAGUAGCACGAGGACUAGCGGCGGUCCGCCGGGGGAGGGUCCCUGUGAAGGUCCGAAAUGACCACCCCUAUCCAGUACACUUACACCGACACCAGCGGCUGGCCCGAUUAACGGGGGUUGCACCCCAUCAGGUGAGGGAGGAGAGAGAUGUUAGUUUCCGUCAGGUGUGCCCCACCGUCAUCGAGGUGGCCCUGACACAGAUGGAAGCCCCCUCGAACAACGGGGGGAGGGACGUGCCGAGACACUUGGCCGGUGAGUCCCUGCAAGGGGAAGAGUUGGAACAGGCGCAGAC